AUGGACCAAAUAAAGCCAGUCCCAGGCAGAAAGGGGAGGAAGGCCAGCUGCUGGAAGUUAACCGUCGUGGCCGCCGUAGUGGGCAGCGUGAUGGCCCUCUACCUGGGGAUCCUGCUGGCCUGUCAUCCCGUGGGAGAGACCAGCUUUGAGCACACAGUGGAGCUGCAAGGAAUCAUGUUCAACAGCAGCUUGCAGAGGGAGAACUCGGACUAUUACAGGGUGCUGACACCCGCCCUUGAGAGGCUGUUUCUGUCCAGUUUCCAGGACUCCCAGCUGGACUGGAGCUGCAUUGGUUGCACCAUCCUGGGCUACAGCAGGAAUGGGAACUCAAGCGUACUCGUCCGUUUCCGCCUCCACUUCAGCCGCCAGGAUUCCCAUCCUCUGAGCUCUGCCACGGAGGAGGAAGCUCUCAGACAUGGCCUGGCAGCUGCCCUGCACGAGCAGGGUCUCUCCCUGGCUGCCUAUGGGACAAUAUCCUCAGCUUCUCUUACAGGUCCCAGUGAGGUUUCUCCAUACAGACCAGGACUGAAAUCAGGGAGCUGCCCUGGAGACUUGUUCACUUGCCGCAACAAGCAGUGCGUGUCGAAAGAAAACCCAGAAUGUGAUGGCCAAAAGGACUGCCCUGAUGCCUCUGAUGAAAAGGGCUGCGACUGCGGGAGCCGCCCUGCCAUGCAGACUGCCACCAGGAUAGUCGGAGGCUCAGAGGCAUCCAGAGGGGAGUUCCCAUGGCAAGUCAGCCUGCGAGAGAACAACGAACAUUUCUGUGGUGCUGCAAUCCUCACAGAGAAGUGGCUGGUGUCUGCUGCUCACUGCUUUACUGAGUUUCAGGACCCAGCCAUGUGGGCAGCUUACACGGGGACCACCUCCAUUAGCGGUAUGGACAAAGGCACAGUAAAAAUGGGCAUCGCACGGAUCAUCCCGCAUCCCUCCUACAACACAGACACAGCUGACUAUGAUGUGGCUGUGCUGGAGCUGAAGAGACCUGUGACCUUUACUAAGUACAUCCAGCCUGUGUGCCUGCCAGAUGCUGGGCAUCACUUCCCCACCAGCAAGAAGUGCCUUAUCUCUGGCUGGGGCUACCUCAAGGAGGAUUUCUUGGUGAAACCCGAGUUCCUGCAGAAAGCAACAGUGGAGCUGUUGGACCAGACACUGUGCUCCAGCCUCUACAGCCAUGCCCUCACAGACAGGAUGUUGUGUGCUGGCUACCUGGAGGGGAAAAUAGAUUCUUGCCAGGGUGACUCUGGUGGGCCCCUUGUUUGUGAAGAACCAUCUGGCAAGUUCUUCCUGGCAGGAAUCGUGAGCUGGGGAAUUGGAUGUGCUGAAGCCAGACGGCCUGGGGUUUACACACGUGUUACCAAACUGAGAGACUGGAUCUUGGAUGCUAUUUCUCCCUUUCCCAACUCCAUAGCGCGUACUGUCCCACUAAUACACUCCAGUACUAACAGUAACGUGGUCACCACUGAAGAGCUCAACAGCACCACCAGAGCAAUCCCCACCACCUCACCAGCCCCAGCUGCCAGCGAGCCAGCACCUGCAUCCAGACCGCAAGAGUGCGGAGGAAGACCUGGGCUCUCUAAACCCAGCAAGAUCGUGGGAGGAACAGAUGCUUCCAGAGGAGAGAUCCCCUGGCAAGUCAGCCUGAGAGAAGACUCGAUGCAUUUCUGUGGAGCCACCAUAAUUGGGGACCGCUGGCUGCUGUCAGCAGCUCACUGCUUCAAUGAGACAGAUCCAGAAGAGAUUGAAGCCUACAUGGGAACGACAUCACUAAAUGGAACAGAUAGGAACACGGUGAAAGCCAACGUAACAAGAGUCAUCCAGCAUCCUCUCUUCAACCCUAUCCUUCUGGACUUCGAUGUGGCUGUACUUGAGCUGGCAGAACCCCUUGUCUUCAGCAAAUACAUCCAGCCUAUCUGCCUCCCGCUUACGGUGCAGAAGUUUCCUGUUGGCAAGAAAUGCAUCAUUUCUGGGUGGGGAAACCUCCAAGAAGGGAAUUUCACCAAGCCUGAGAGCCUGCAGAAAGCUUCUGUGGGCAUCAUAGACCAGAAGACUUGCAACUUCCUCUACAACUUCUCCCUCACUGACCGAAUGAUCUGUGCUGGCUUCCUGGAAGGGAAGAUAGACUCGUGCCAGGGAGAUUCAGGUGGGCCUUUGGCCUGUGAGGUCACCCCAGGCGUGUUUUAUCUGGCUGGCAUCGUGAGCUGGGGAAUUGGCUGUGCCCAGGCUAAGAAACCUGGCGUGUACUCCAGAAUUACCAAAUUCUAUGACUGGAUCCUGGAUACCAUCUCACAGUAUGCCAGUCCUGGCACAAGCACUCCUUCCAGUUCAGCCAUCACCAGCACUUCUACUGCAGCCAUCCUCACACGCCGCGCCAGUACAACAGCUACAAGAGCCGUCAACAGAACCACCCUGAGCACGAAGACCACCGCACCCACGAAAGAAACCUCCACAGCUCUGGGAACCACUGAGCCUGCCAAGCCCACCCAAACCCCAGUGGUGCCUUGUACCAGCUUCACCUUCAGGUGUUCCAGCAAUGUCUGUAUAGGAAAAGAAAAUCCUGAAUGUGAUGGAGUUGUUGACUGCAGCAAUGGCUUUGAUGAAAGCAAUUGCGACUGUGGCUUAACUACUGCUCUGGCCUUCAGCAAGAUCGUGGGUGGGAGCACUGCAGCUCGAGGAGAAUGGCCCUGGCAAGUCAGCCUCUGGCUUCGGCAGAAGGAGCACAAGUGCGGGGCUGUCCUCAUCGCUGACAGGUGGCUGCUCUCUGCAGCUCACUGCUUUGAUAUUUACAGUGACCCCAAAAUGUGGGUGGCCUUUCUAGGAACACACUUCCUGAGUGGCAUCGAUGGCAAAACGGAGAAAAUAUUCCGUAUCUACAAGCACCCUUUUUACAACGUCUACAGCCUGGACUACGACGUGGCGCUGCUAGAGCUGAACAUGCCCGUCAAGUUCAGCAGCACCAUCAAACCUAUAUGUCUCCCAGACAGUUCACACAUCUUCCACGAAGGAGCCAGAUGCUUCAUCACAGGCUGGGGUUCCACGAAAGAAGGAGGUCUCAUGUCAAAGCAUCUGCAAAAAGCAGCAGUGAACGUGAUCGGAGACCAGGCCUGCAAAAAGUUCUACCCUGUCCAGAUCAGCAGCAGGAUGGUGUGUGCCGGUUUCCCACACGGUACCGUCGACAGUUGUUCAGGUGAUGCUGGUGGUCCUCUGGCGUGUCAAGAACCCUCAGGAAGGUGGUUUCUAGCAGGAAUCACAAGCUGGGGCUACGGCUGUGCCAGGCCGUACUUUCCUGGUGUCUACACUAAAGUCACAGCUGUCCAAGGCUGGAUUGCGCAGAACCUCAAGCUCUGA
Messenger RNA from Cygnus atratus (black swan), 3345 nucleotides. RefSeq names its product transmembrane serine protease 9 (gene TMPRSS9). Lineage: Eukaryota; Metazoa; Chordata; Aves; Anseriformes; Anatidae. Gene Ontology annotation, biological process: proteolysis. The transcript has 19 exons. The record is from RefSeq and is a predicted model, not a curated record. The coding region runs from base 1 to 3345 and encodes 1114 amino acids. Gene Ontology annotation, molecular function: serine-type endopeptidase activity; protein binding.